AUGUUGCACGAUGUAGCGGAACAAAUAUGUGUCAUAGAAGACACACGUCGUAUUUAUGAAGAUUAUAAAUCUGGUUUAACCAGUAUUGAGGAAACCGAUAUGCCACAAUACAAAGCACCCUUACGUGAUAUGCACUUCGUUUUGCAUGAGUUAUUAAAUGCUGAAGAACAUUACGCGAAACUCCCUGCAUUCCAAGAAACCGUAAGCCGUGAAUUGAUUGAUCAAUAUUUAGAAGCUGGCGCGGAUUUCUGUGAAAAUGAAUUAUCUCCACUUAACCAAAUCGGUGACAGUGAAGGCUGUAAAUGGAAUGAUGGUGUAGUGACUACGCCUACAGGCUUUAAAGCAGCGUAUGACAAAUAUGUAGAAUUAGGCUUCCCUUCUCUUUCAGUUCCAGAAGAACAUGGCGGUCAAGGUUUACCAGGUUCUUUAGCAACGGCUAUUUCUGAAAUGGUUGGUUCUGCAAACUGGGCGUGGGGUUCUGACUUAGGCAUUAUCCGUUCUAAAGCUGAGCCACAAGCAGAUGGUAGCUAUGCAAUUUCUGGCGAGAAAAUCUUUAUCUCUGCUGGUGAACACGAUAUGGCGGACAACAUCGUUCACAUCGUUUUGGCUCGUCUACCAGGCGCACCUAAAGGCACUAAAGGGAUCUCGUUAUUCAUCGUACCUAAGUUCAAUGUAAAUGCAGAUGGCUCUAUUGCAGACCGUAAUGCAGUACGUUGUGGUUCAAUUGAACACAAAAUGGGUAUCCACGCAUCUGAAUCUUCUUUCCAAGGUGCACUUGCAUAUGCGAAAGACCGUUUGGCAAUGCGUUCACUUUCUGGUCCUAAAGCACCAGAGAAAGAAGCUGAUCCAAUCAUUGUUCACCCAGCUGUACGUAACAUGUUGAUGACACAAAAAGCCUUUGCUGAAGGUGGUCGUGCAUUGGUUUACUUCUUAUCUCAAUAUGCAGAUAUCGUAGAGCAAGGUGUUACUGAAGAAGAUCGUAAAUUUGCCGACAAUAUCUUGUCAUUAUUGACACCGAUUGCGAAAGCAUUCUUAACUGAAACAGGUUCUGAAUCAGCGAAGCAUGGUGUACAAGUAUUUGGUGGUCACGGCUUUAUUUCUGAACACGGUAUGGAGCAAAUUGUACGUGAUACGCGUAUCUCUUGCUUAUACGAAGGGACAACUGAAAUCCAAGCACUUGAUUUGUUAGGUCGUAAAGUAUUGGGUACGCAAGGUGCAAUGUUGAAAGACUUCACCAAGAUCAUCCAUAAAUUUGCAGAAGCAAACAAAGACAAUGCUGACCUGAAAGAAUUUGUUGAACCACUUGCUGCUCUUAACAAAGAGUGGGGUGAUUUAACCAUGCAAAUCGGUAUGAAAGCUAUGCAAAAUCCAGAUGAAGUAGGCGCAGCUGCGGUUGACUACCUAUACUUCUCUGGUUAUGUAACGCUUGCAUUCUUAUGGGCUCGUAUGGCGCUUGUUGCUCAACAAAAACUUGCUGAAGGCUCUACUGAAACUGGCUUCUAUAAUGCAAAAAUUAAGACUGCUCGUUUCUACUUCAAGAAAAUCUUACCACGCGUUCGUUCACAUGUUGACGUGAUCGCGGGUGGCUUAGAUCCAUUGAUGUCAUUAGAUGCUGAAGACUUUGCAUUCUAA
Molecule: messenger RNA, 1632 nt
Organism: Oppiella nova
Lineage: Eukaryota; Metazoa; Arthropoda; Arachnida; Sarcoptiformes; Oppiidae
Source: the annotation of a GenBank genome assembly